Molecule: messenger RNA, 8205 nt
Organism: Mobula hypostoma (lesser devil ray)
Lineage: Eukaryota; Metazoa; Chordata; Chondrichthyes; Myliobatiformes; Myliobatidae
Product: COP9 signalosome complex subunit 7b-like
Exons: 7
Coding region: 227-1021 (264 amino acids)
Biological process (GO): COP9 signalosome assembly
Cellular component (GO): COP9 signalosome
Source: RefSeq, a predicted model, not a curated record
UUCCGAUUUGCCAGCAGGUCGUGGCUGUAAGAAUGUAGGCCCAGGCCUGGGAGGAGCGGCGUGAGGUGUCCUUUUUGUUUGUGGGGGCGGGGAUCGGAUUCUCACCCCUUACAUGUGUCGUGCCGUUUCCUCUCCUCAAGGAGUUGUGCUGGACAUAUGCGUGGGCAAAACUGGACGCGAGUCCUCAAAAUCCUGACGUUCACAAUAUGUGAACCACUUUGGUGCAAUGGCAGGUGAAUCAAAAGCUACAAGUAAUCCGUUGGAACAGUUCAUUUUGUUGUCUAGGAAUGCCAAAGGUUCAGCAUUGACAACCCUUAUUAACCAAGUUCUGGAGGCCCCUGGGGUUUUUGUAUUUGGUGAACUUCUGGAAACACCUAAUAUACAGGAGCUGGCUAAUGGAUCACAUGCUGCCUAUUUUGAAUUGUUGAAUCUAUUUGCAUAUGGAACAUAUCCAGACUAUUUAGCAAAUAAGGGGAAUCUGCCUGAAUUAACAUUAGCUCAGAAGAACAAGCUGAAACAUCUCACCAUAGUAAGCUUGGCUGCAAGAAUGAAGUGCAUUCCUUAUUCCAUGCUUCUGAAAGACCUUGAUAUAAAAAAUCUCAGAGAACUGGAGGAUUUAAUUAUUGAAGCAAUUUAUACAGAUAUAAUACAAGGCAAACUUGAUCAGCGCAAUCAGCUACUAGAGGUUGACUUUUGCAUCGGCAGAGAUCUCCAAAAGCAAGACAUCAGCAACAUUGUUAAAACUCUUCAUGAAUGGUGCGAUUGUUGUCAAGCAGUUCUAUUAGGGAUUGAACAGCAAGUCCUUCGUGUAAAUCAGUACAAAGAGGGCCACAGAAAAACUCAGCAGCAGGUAGAAACAGAGGUGGCAAAUAUAAAGAAGACUUUGAAGGCAACUGCUUCUACCUCAGCACAAGAUCCUGAUCAGCAUCCUAUGGAUCGUGAUACUCCACAGCUUGUUGAACAACGUCCAUCAAUAAAGAAAUUGUCAAAAGCUAAGAGUUUAUCAUCUAGUCGUCAUUAGAACAAUAUAUUUUCAGAAUUAUCCAGGACUCUUAAGAAAACUGAGAAGAAAUGAAAAUACAAUGAACAGUGCAAUUCGUCUCAUAAACAACACUUGAAAAAGAUUAAGUAACUUUUCCUGUGCUUUUGAAAUCUUUUUGUAAUAUAUAGUUUUUUUUUUAGUAGGAAUCUCAGGUGACUACUGAAUCAGACUUUCUUAUUAAAGAGACAAGUUACAAACUGACUUCUGAAGUGAUGUACAUGCAAUAAAGCUUAAUUAUUCACUUCAGUGAGUGAGAAGCCAAAAUGGUAUGGUGUAGGCACAAUACUACAAAAAUUACUCUGCUGUGGUUAAAACAUCUCUAGUAUUGGUAGGUUCUGAAAAUACUCUAGUAGGAACAAAUAACAUGUAUUUUAUCAAAGACUUAACGUCAAAUCUUCUGUGCAAUAAUCUCAAAAUGAUGCACUAGAAAAGAGUAAUGACUGCCCAAAAACACAUUAUUAAGAUGAAUAAACAACACAGGGGUUCAUUGUAGUUAAUUGUGUCUUUGACAAUACAGUAAAUAUUUCAAAAAUUUGCUUUGAAUGCCAAUUCUCAAACUGAAGUUGCUAACUGUAAAAACUGGAGACUGCCAUCUGAAGCAAAUUGUUUUUUUUUAAUAAUUAGUUAUUAUUUGGGUACUUUGUGGAUGUGGAAUCAUAUGAGUUCUAUUCCAAAAAUGUGGUUGCUUUUAUUCAUUGAAAACUAAACUAAUUUAUAAAACUGAUUAGAAGUUUAAGAGAUGAUAUUUUGUUAGUGAUUUGUAUCUCAAGUCAUUCUGCCCAGUUCAAUCACUCACCAGGAAAAUAAUUAACUUUGAGAUUUUGCUGGUAGGAAUCAAUAUGAAGCUUAGUAUUGUAUUUAGCACUAAUUAUAAUCUAUCCUGCAAGCAGUGUGCUCACUGGAUUUACUAAAUAUUUAUUUCCUUAACUUUAAUCUGUAAAAGUAAACACACCCUUUCGCUUGGUACGUAAUUCUUAUCAGCAUGAUUGAACUCAUUUUUUCAAUUAGAGUAGACUUCAAUUUAGUGAGUGGACAAAAGGAAUCAGUUAAAUCUAAAAUAAAAUUAGAACGCGUGGAACUACUCAGAAGAUCAGGCCACAUCUACAGGGAGAGAAACAGAAUUAACAUUUUAAGCUGAAGAUGCUGUUCAGAAUAUUCUGUAAUACUAAUAGCCUGGCAGUUUCUGCAAUCAGCUGACUGGUGAAGGAAAUUUAAAUAUAUCUGAGAGAGAUUGUAAUUAAAUAGGGCAGUUAAAACAAAACAUUAUUGAGUUGACAUGUGGCUGCUCAAGACUGCAGUAUCAUACAAGGUCCAAUCUACUCGACCACCCAAUUCUUAUUUUUUUAUUGAUUCUUUCAGUUUCAGAGAAUCUACUGAUUGAAUGUCCUCCGUGACUAACCAUCCACAGCUUUCUGAAGUAGAGUAUUCCAAAAAUUAAGUCUUUUUCAUAAAGAAGUUUCUUUACAUACUGCUGUUAGAAAGGUGACCACUUAGCCUAAGGCUGUUUGCUCACACUUCCAGAUCCUGUGCUGGAGGAAUUAAUCUGAACGCAUGUCAGGUUUCCUCAGAAUCAUCUUUGUCUUUAUGUGAUCACCUCUCAUUUCUAGAUCUCUCUUCUUGUAGCAAUUUGAUCAUUCUGGCUUCCAAUCUAGUACAUCCACACCAUACAGACUCCCAGAUGAAACACACUUGCCUUUUUAGGUAUGGAGGCCAAAAUUACGUGCUUCAAAUGAAGUCUCACCAAAGCAGUGUACAAUCUUAGCAAGAUUUACCUUUGUACUUAACCCAUUGAAAUAAUGGCCAACAUAUUAUAUCCUUCCUCUCCCAAUUACACUCCUUCCCCAAUUUCUUUCCAAAUGUGCAUAUCACAAAGAGUUAAAUAAUCCCGGUCCACUCAUCCUUCCCUGUCUCUAGCGUUUUCCCUUGCAACCAUUAUAAGUGUUGCACCAUUUGGGUACUAAAUAGCUCAUCCAGUUGAGCAGAGGUUCACUUCUCCUCCAAUCUGGUUGUCUACAUUAAAGGUACACAAGGCAAUCUUGUGGAGCACCUGUGUUUUGUCUGCAAUGGGCAUCUCGAGUUACUGGUUGGAUGUUAUUUUAAUUCUCAUUCCCACUUGUGUACAUUAACUGGUCUGUGGUCUGCUUUCUUUAUUGCUAUGGAUAGUCCAAAUGAAAAAUAGAAGCUUUCAACCCAAUGUUCUGAACAUUGAAUUUUCCUUUUUCUGGUAACCCACACACUUUAUGUUCUCCAGUCCACCUAGUUUACUACUUCCUUUGUUCAACUGUCCUGUUCCCUCUCCUCCACUUGGCUCCAUCUGUCCAUCAUUAGCUCUGCACCUGUUACACCCAUCAGCAACAAGGUUAUGCACCCAAAUACUGGAGUUAUUUCUUUCCUCUUCAGUACUGAUGCAGGGUCUUGACCCAAAAUGUCAGUAUACACCUUUUACCUCCACAGAUGCUGCUUGAUCCAUGAGUUCCUAUAGCUUUUUCUUGGUUUCAGCAUCUUCAGUCUCUUUUAUUCUUGUGGCCAAACUAAUGUUUUAUAUAGUUUUACCAUAACCUCUGUGGUUUAGUAUUUUAUUCCCCUUGCUCUGAUUAAAUUAAAGAUUAACUUUAUUUGUCACAUAUACACUUUGUACUUUGAAACAUGCAAUGAAAUGUGUUGUUUGUGUCAAAUCAAAUCAGUGAGGAUUGUAUGCAUAAAACAGGAGCAGAAUUAAGCCAUUUGGCCCAUCAAGUCUGCUCUGCUGAUCCAUUUCCUUUUCAGCCCCUUAAUCUUCUACCUUCUCUGCAUAACCUUCUACACCAUGACUAAUCAAAAACUUAUCAACCUCUGCCUUAAAUACACUGAAUGACCUGGCCUUCACAGUCAUUUGUGACAACGAAUUCCACAGAUUAAUCAUUCUCUGGUGGAAGAAAUUUCUCUUCAUCUCCAUUCUAAAUGGAUGUCCCUCUGUUCUGAGGUUACGCCCUCUGCUCUUAGACUCCCUCACCAUAGGAAACAUCCUCUCCACAUUCACUCUACCUGGGCCUUUCAUCAUUCGAUUAGAUCCCUCUCAUUCUAAAUUCCAGAGCCAUCGAUCGCUCCUGAUAGAAUAAUGCUUUCAUUCCAGAACCAUUCUUGUGAACCUCCUCUGAACUCUCUCCAAUGUCAGCAGAUCUACUCUUACAUAAGGGGCACAAAACUGCUUACCACACUCCAAGUGAGGCCUCACCCGUGUCUUAAUAAAGCCUCAACAUUACAUCCUUGUUUUCAUAUUCUCGCCCAUGUGAAAUGAAUGCUAACAUUGCAUUUGCCUUCCUCACCAUUAAUACAACCUGCAAAUUAACCUUCAGGGAAUCCUACACAAGAACUUCUGCAGUCCUUCUGCACCUUGGAUUUUUGAAUUUUCUCCCCGUUUAGAAAAUAGACUAUGCUUUUAUUCCUUUUACUAAAGUGCAUGACCAUACACUUCUGGGUAGUGUAUUCCAUUUACCACUUCUUCGACAAUUCUCCCAAUCUGUCCAAGUGCUUUUGCAGCCUCCCUGCUUCCCCAACAAUACCUGCCCCUCGUCCUAUCUUCAUCCGCAAACUUAACCAUAAAGCCAUCAAUUCCAUCAUCCAAAUCAUUGAUGUAUAAUCUAAAAAGAAGCAGUACCAACAAUGACCCCUGCGGAACACCACUAGUCACUGGCAGCUAGUGAGGAAAGGCUCCCUUAUUUCUGCUGUUUGCCUCCUACCAAUCAGCCAGUGCUCUAUCCAUGCUGGUAUCUUUAUUAGAAUACCAUAGGCUCUCCUUGUCAAAGGCCUGAAAAUCCAAGUGCACAACAUCCACCGAUUCUCCUUUGUCCAUCCUGCUUGUAAUUUUAUCAAAGAAUUCCAACAGAUUUGUCGAGUAUGAUUUUCUCUUUUUUAAAAAAAAAUGUUCUCAUGUUUGCUUUUAGGUUGGCUUUGCAUUCCUUCUCUGCCACAGUUCUUCAUGGAAUGUAUCUAUCCUGUGCCUUACAAGUUGCUCCCAGAAACUACAGCCACUGCUGCUCUGCUGUCAUCCCUGCCAGUGUUCCCUUCCUGCCAGCUCCUCUCUCAUGCCUCUGUAAUUCCCUGUACUCCAUUGUAAGACUGAUACAUCUGACUUUAACUUCCUCCCUUUCAAAUUACUGGGUGAAUUCUGUCAUAUUAUGAUAACUGCUUCUUCAGGGUUCCUUAACAAAAUCCAGUUCAUUACAUAACACCAAAUCCAGAACAGCUGUUCUCCUAGUGGGCUCAACCAUUAGCUCCUCUAUAAAGCCAUCCUGUAGGCAUUCUACAAAUUCUUCCCCUCUUCCCUGCCUGAUAUUCCCACUCCACCUACAUAUUGAAAUCUCCCAUGACUAUCAUAAUAUUGCCCUUUUGGCAUGCCCUUUUCUAUCUCCCACAGUAAUUUAUGCCCCACAUUUUGGCUACUGUUUGAAGGCCUGUACAUAACUUCCAUCAGGGUCAUUUUACACUUGCAGGGUUCUUAACUCUACCCACAAGGAUUCUACAUCUUCCAAUUCUAUAUCAUCUCUAAGGAUUUGAUUUCACUUUUUACGUAUGGAGCCACAGCACUCCCUCUGCCCACCUACUCCUCCAUAGCAUACCCACAACUUACUCACCCUAACCCCAACCCUAAUUGUACAUCUUUGGAGUGUGGAAGGAAACCUACAUGGUCAUGGGGAGAAUAUUCAAACUCCUUACAGAUAGAGACAGGAAUCGAACCCCAAUCAGUAAUCACUGGCACUGUAGAGCAAUUGUGCUAACCAAUACACUACCAUGCAGAGAAGUAUUUCUGCCUUCUCAACUACCUUAUCUAUCUGUUCUGCCACUCUCAGAAUUCUUGGGCAAGGUCACCAAGGUCCCUUUAUAACUCACUCAGUAUAUUUGCUAAGGUCAUUCCCUUUAUUGUAUAUCUUUGUUUCAUUAAACUUUCUAAAAUGUAUUGCCUCAGAAUUUUUUUCAGAAUUAAAUUCCACCAACUAUUUCUCCACCCACUUUACCUAGCUAAUGAAUAUCACUUGUAGCCAAAGGCUGCUUUCCUCACUGUCAACUGCAAACUUACUAUUCACACCACCUAUGUUCACAUCCAUAUUGUUCAUGUAUAUAACCAGCAGCAAGGCUUAAAAAGCAGUCCCGAUCAUAUCACAAAGCUAGUUUUGGAUCUGCACUCAGUGGUUAUUUUCAGUACCUCCUGUACCUAAUAAACUGGCAAUAUAUGUGUGUGGUCUUCUGCUGCUGCAGUACUUCAGUCUUUGACAUGUUGGACUUUCAGAGAGGCUCUUCUGCACACUCUGUAAACGAAAGACUGUUGUGUCUGAAAAUCCUGGGUGAUCAGCAGUUUCUGAGACACUCAAACACCAACAAUUAUUCCACGGUCCAAUCAUAUUUCUUCUCCAUUCUGAAAUUUGAUCUCAACAGCAACUGAACCUCUUGACGUGUAUGCAUGCUUUUAUGCAUUCACUUGCUGCCACAUGAUUGGCUGAUUAGAUAUUUGCAUUAAUGAGCAUUAACUUUGCUUCAGUAUUCCCCAGUGAAAAGGAUCUUGGCAAUUAUGGGGAUAACUUACAGCGGACUGAAACACUUGAGUGUAUAGACAUUAAGAAAGAGGAUGUGCUGCAGCUUUUGAAAGGUAUUAAGUUAAAUAAGUCACCGGGACCAGACAAGACAUACCCCAGGCUACUGUGGGAAGCGAGGGAGGAGAUUACUGAGCCUCUGGCGAUGAUCUUUGCAUCAUCAAUAAGGACGGUAUUGGAGGGUUGCAAACGUUGUUCCCUUGUUCAAGAAAAGAAGUAGGGAUAACCCAGGAAAUUACAGACCAUUGAGUCUUACUUCAGUGGUGGGCAAGUUGUUGGAGAAGAGGGGCAGGAUUUAUGUGCAUUUGGAGAGACAUAAUCUGAUUAGGGAUAGUCAACAUAGCUUCAUCAAGGGCAAUUCAUGCCUUAUGAACCUGAUUGAAUUCUUUGAGGAUGAAACAAAACAGAUUGAUUAAGAUACAGCAGUGGAUGUAGUGUAUAUGAAUUUCAGUAAGGCGUUUGUUUCCCCCUGCGAGACUCAUUCAGAAAGUAAUGAGGCACGGGAUCCAAGGAGACCUUGUUUUGUGGAUCCAGAAUUGGUUUGCCCACAGAAGGCAAAGGAUGGUUGUGGAUUGUUCAUAUUCUGCAUGGAGGUCGAUGACCAGUGGAGUUCCGCAGUGAUUGAUUCUGGGACCCCUCCACUUUGCGAUUUUUAUAAAUGAUCUGGAUGAGGAAGUAGAAGAAUGGGUUAGUAAGUUUGCUGAUGAUACAAAAGUUGGGGGUGUUGUGGAUAGUCUGGAGGGUUGUCAGAGGUUACAAUGGGACAUCGAUAGGAUGCAGAACAGGGCUGAGAAGAAGCAGAUAGAGUUUAACCCAGGUAAGAGUGAAGUGGUUCAUUUCAGUAGGUCAAAUUUGAAGACAAAACAUAAUAUUAAUGACAAGACUCUUGGCAGUGUGGAGGAUCAGCAAGAUCUUGGGGUCUGCGCCCAUAGGACACUCAAAGCUGCUGCGCAGUUUGGCAGUGUUGUUAAGAAUGCGUAUGGUGUGCUGGCUUUCAUUAACAGUAGGAUUGAGUUCAAGAGCCCUGAGGUAAUGUUACAGCUAUGUAAGACCUUAGUUAGACCCCACUUGGAGUACUGUGUUAAGUUCUGGUCACCUCAUUAUAGGAUGGAUGUGAAUACUAUUGAGAGGGUGCAGAGGAGAUUUACAAGGAUGUUGCCUGGAUUGGAGAGCAUGCCUUAUGAGACAGGUUGAGUGAACUUGGCCUUUUCUCCUUGGAGCAACAGAGGAUGAGAGGUGACCUGAUAAAGGUGUAUAAGAUGAUGAGGGGCACUGAUAGUGUGGAUAGCCAGAGGUUUUUCCCAGGGCUGAAAUGGCUAACACGGUGAGCGUAGUUUUAAGGUGCCUGGAAGUAGGUACAAGGGGGAUGUCAGAGGUAUGUUUUUCACACAGAGAGUGGUGGGUGUGUGGAAUACACUGCCAACAACGGUGGUAGAGGCGGAUACAAUAGCAUCUUUUAAGAGACUCUUCAAAAGGUACAUGGAGCUUCGAAAAGUAGAAGCCUAUGUGGUAGGGCUAUGUGCUGUAGAUUUCUAUGUUUCUAUGUACAGGUGUAACUAAUAAAGUGGUCAUUGUGUGUAAUUUGUCAGAUUGCCC